UUUCUUCUCUGGAGUGGGAGUACAGAUUCAUUCGAGCAGAAUUGGUGGAAUGGUCGAAUUCGAGAUUUUUCUGCGCAACUUCUCUUGGAUGAUUAUAUUUGAGCGGAACGAACUCCUCAAGUUUUUCUUACUUUCCAGACCAAGAUCAAAUCUUGCGUCGCAGAAAUAAAGAUGCGAUUCUCAUUUGCAGCACUUACCAUCCUGUUUGGCCCUUUGACAGUUGUCUCGGCUCUUCCACGUGUCCAUGUGUGGCUGGAUGACACAGAAGCCCUCGACGACAGCAGUGACAUUUGCAAUGCAGCAGACGACACCUGUUCCUGGCCACCACGCCGCCUGUCACAUCCACAAGGUGCGUCCAUGGAUGAAGUUGAUCUGCGUGACGGCUAUCACCACGUCGAUGAAGAACUGAACGAGAGCAAUGAAGUUGUUCUUAUUGUGGUUCAUACUCCAACACAGACCUUGAAGAAGGAUGUCGCUGCCACGACCUCACCCUGCCGUCUAAGAGUGGUGACUUCAACACAAUCGCAUUUGCAGCCUCGACAUGCGUUGCCAGAUCCACUGGAAGACGUCGCAGACAUUCCCAAGAGCAUUCAGGAGGAGGAAUCACAAGCUCCAACCACAGCUACCACAGCUCCUGACCCCUUGGUUCCUUGCGGAAGAUGGGGUAGCUGUCCAGACGGCUAUGACUGGUUUCCUUUUUUCGAGGGCUGCUUCUGCGAGCUGAAACUCCCCAAGACGACUCCCGUACCUCCGCAGAGCGCCUAAGAGGAGACAACAAGUCCUGAGAGUCGUUACUGUUGUUGUCCAUGCUAGAGACGGCACCCAGGAGAUGUUAUCGGGGACGUCUUGUUUGCAUGUAUCAUACCAAAUUGUUACUUUGGUCAGCGCCUCGAGUUUCGCACAUGUCUGAGAAUUCACAAUCGUUCAAUAACAGGAGAUGGUGGUCGUGAAUCUAGGGUCAUCAGGGGUUGGCAACGCAUAACAUUCAUUACAUCGGGAAGGUGUCUGACGGUAUUAGACUAAAAUACCAAUCCGGAUGGGUCUAAAGCAAUAGCAUUAAG
Molecule: messenger RNA, 1061 nt
Organism: Exophiala oligosperma
Lineage: Eukaryota; Fungi; Ascomycota; Eurotiomycetes; Chaetothyriales; Herpotrichiellaceae
Exons: 1
Coding region: 172-765 (197 amino acids)
Source: RefSeq, a predicted model, not a curated record